Messenger RNA from Drosophila eugracilis, 2633 nucleotides. RefSeq names its product lactosylceramide 1,3-N-acetyl-beta-D-glucosaminyltransferase A. Bases 880 to 2190 code for a protein of 436 amino acids. The transcript is spliced from 3 exons. Gene Ontology annotation, cellular component: membrane. Lineage: Eukaryota; Metazoa; Arthropoda; Insecta; Diptera; Drosophilidae. The record is from RefSeq and is a predicted model, not a curated record. Gene Ontology annotation, molecular function: hexosyltransferase activity.
CGUUCGUUUUCUCAGUUCCAAGCGAGCAAACAAUUUAGCACCCUCUUUUCAUUCCCAGUUGGAAUUAUUAAUAAUUAUAUAUAUUUAACAAAGGAUUAACUGUUGGGCACAAAUAUCUAGCAAAAGUACGUCCUUAAAUUUCAAAAACGGUUAAAAUUAUGACUUGGUAAUAAAAGAAAGGAAGCCGCGCGGUAAAUUUGUUCGAUGAGUAGCGGCGGUUUUUCUCCUUUUUUUAAGUUAUUCCUUAAAAAAAGUACGCAUAAACAAUAAUACUCAAAAAAAAACAACAUAAAACAAAUACAAAGUGAUUUAAAGUGAGUUUAAAAGCCUGAAAAGAGCAGCGAAAAAAGAGGAAAUCCAGGCCCAGCAUCCUUCAGCCUGCUUCUUCUUCUUCAUCUUCUUUUGCAUUCCUUCUCGUCGCGUGUGUAUUACUGUGUGCGAGUGUGUGCAUGAAAAAUGUGUUUAAUAAAUUUAUAUUCCAGCUGCCAACAACAAAUUAAUGCCAAAAAUAUAUGAAAAUUCGCCAUUGAAUGCGAGAGUGUGUUAAAUUAGCACUCCCCGAUUGCUCUCUCGCUGGCACCAACUCUGUUUUUUAACUGUUACCUAAAAAUAUGGGUGUGUGUUGGUGUGCGUGUGUGUUUCUUAUGGAAAUUAAUUAAAAAACGCACCUCAGUUGCCCCCUCUCGUUCUGUUAAGUAAAAAGGAUCAAAAUUGGAGGCAAAUGAGGAGGCAGCAAGAAAACCAACAACAAGAAGGUGAAUAAAAUCAUAAAAAUCAUAAAAUACACUUGGACCUGGAGUUAAAUGGCCAAGGCACGCAGAAAACGCUUCCGUCUGAGGUGUCCGGAUAUAGAGUUAGAUCCAAUUACAAGCCGCUAGGAUGGAUAAGCGAUCGUUGUGCCUGCUGCUCAUCUGCAUUAAUUUGUGCCUGGUCAUUUGGCUGGUCAGUGUGCAGCAGUCGCCGAUGCUGGAAGCGGAAAUCAUCACUGAUUCCAGCGGAAGUGGCAGCAGCAGCGGCAGUGGCAGCAUCAGUAGCACACCACAGCCGCCAAAUAGUGCCAAUGGAUUGCGGAGGAGCAGGAGCAAACCAAACCAAAUAUACCAGCCUAGUCGCACUCCUAGUAAUAACGAUAGUAGUAGCCUAGUUAGCAACACAUUCGAUAACCACCUGGGAACGCCCCCAUCUCUGGCGUCACAAACACCCUCCCCCCCUGGGAGCAGUAUGCACCUUAUGGACCUGCCCAAUUUCGUCUAUCUGAUAGAUCAGCCCGCCUGUGAUAAGGAUGUUCGGGUACUGAUAUUGGUCCAUUCGGCCGUUAAGAAUGUUGAAAAGCGGCGACUCAUCCGAGAGACGUGGGCAAAUCGAAGCUAUAUUGACCAGACGCCACUGAGGGUUAUCUUCUUGGUGGGCGGUGUGGGUCCGAAUUCCGAAGAAUGGCAGCAAUUUUUGGGACGCGAGAACCACAUGCACGGCGAUCUCAUCCAGGGCAACUUUCGGGAUGCCUAUCGCAACAUGACCUACAAGCAUGUGAUGGCCCUCAAGUGGUUCAACGAGAAGUGUGAGCAUGCCCAGCUGUUGGUGAAAGUGGACGACGAUGUGUUCAUGAACACGCCGCAGCUGGUCAAAUACUUGGCGACUCCUGAUUUGCCAGAGAAUUCGAUGCUCCAAGAUCCGGAUCUCAUGCUCUGCCGAGUCGUCCGUCACUCGAGGGUCAAGCGUUCGUAUCGGUCCAAAUGGCGGGUGACCUACAAGGAGUACCCACAUCGGUUCUAUCCGGAAUACUGCCCAGGGAUGGCCAUUGUCUAUGGACCGGACGUAGUGCGGCGGCUUUACGAGGCGGCUCAAAAAUCCAAAUACUUUUGGGUGGACGAUGUCCUGAUAACGGGCAUUCUGGCCGAGGAGACGGCCAGCAAGAUCACACCAAUGAAAUAUUACCUCGAGUCGAAGGACGUUUAUAAUCUGCUUAAUGGAGAUGCUGAUCUUGAGGAUCCACCGUUUCUUUUCACAAAUCAUGCCAUUAAACCGGACGAGAGCAUGGCCAUUUGGCAGAUGGCGCUGGACCGAAUCCAGAGGCCACUACUCACCCAUCCCGCCUACUCAUCCCCAUCCGCCGCUUCCAAAUCCGCACAGAUAGUGCCAAGUGCGAUAAUUUCCGAGGCGGCCCAGACGAGCUCCACCGCCCUCAGCUAGUUUGACUGGCACAACUCGAUGGAUUACGUUUAGUUUCUUUGGCUGUUCAGUUUUAGGGUUUCGUUAAGCUUUAAUUUUAAUUCGUAGUUAUCCCUAAUGUUAACUAAUUAAUGAUAGGUAGCAUUUUUUGUCGAGACGAAAUCAACGGAACAUUGCAAGUCAAGUGAACCACCAACCACCUGCCUACAAUCAUUCGUAUCAUAUGAACCGUAACUAAUCUAAGGAUUCUACUGAUAGUCAUGUACAUUAUUGCAAUGCGAAACGCUCACCAACAGAAAACCAGAAGACAGAAAACAAACAUGAAAACCAACAUACAACACCAAACAAAAAACUCAAACUCAAACACCAACAACAAUAAGAUGAGCGUAAUACCUUAAGAACAACUCUUAACUCUUAAGAACCCUACAAUAGUACUUAAUAAACGAUAUAAUGGUAAAACGUUA